Iphiclides podalirius (scarce swallowtail) is the source of this 363-nucleotide messenger RNA. NCBI's taxonomy places the organism in Eukaryota, Metazoa, Arthropoda, Insecta, Lepidoptera, Papilionidae. The record is from the annotation of a GenBank genome assembly.
AUGAAAACACUGAGAGCGUACACAUAUUGCUCCCACAUCGGAUUUCGAUCAGCGUCGCGUGUUCGGACCCUGCACAGUUCUGUCGGGUUUCGUCAAAAGCGCCAUAAAACGUCGGCCGGCAUUACGGUGAGCGGACGUGCAAAAUCAGUGGCGGGCGGGUUAGUACGGCGUGCGGUUCGAUCGUGUCGAGGCAAGGCGCGGUGGAAACGUCAGAAAAAUCGAAUUUCCAUGCCGUCAGUCGAGGCAGAGGCGGCGCGGCGGCAGCAUCGCGCACACAGCGCCCGCGCUCGCCUCAGCCCGUUCGUGUUCGAAUAUUUGAAUUUAGAAUCGCGCGAAAUUCGCGAAGCGGUCCCCGCGCUCGAG